CCCACUGCAACCAAUUUCGAGGAGUGGCCGCUGGCUUCGGUGUGUGAUUUUCUCAGCCAAUUGGGUCUCGGAUAUUGUGCGGCUGCGGCACGUACGUGGGUUCGCACCGGUGCCGAUAUCAUCACCGCAACCACUAAGAAAUUAGAACAGGCUGACCUCCAAAGCAUUGGCAUAACCAGCGAGCUGCACAUGCUGAGUCUUCGUCGUGGUCUCCAACUCCUGCGCCAAAUAAAUUUCGACCUUUCGCAGCUUUCUCGCCGGCCAGUAUUUCGCACUCCGGAACCUGUCAAACGGUUGUCUUCCACCUCGCCGCUUCCCUCAUCAGAGGCUUCCGCAGGAGAGGAUGUCGAAGAGGAGGACGUCUUCAAGGCGCCGGCGCGCGGUUCCCUCCCACCCAAGGCGGAGGCUGGUAGUCGCAGGGCCACUUCUCCUGUUCUCUCAACUCUGCCCUCUAGGUCACCUCUGAUUCGGUGUCUGGGUGAACUGUCCUCUGCGAAGGAGGGCCAGAACAAUCCCCAGCGCGCGGUUCCUCCCAGCGAAUUGGUUCUUUGGACCUUCCAUCGAUUGGAGGUGUGGCUGCGUGAUAUUGAGUUGCCCGAAUAUGUCUCUAAUCUGCAAUUGAAGCUCUUUUUGUUGUCACUAUGCGACAUGCAGCUGGUGGCCUUUUGA
This is a messenger RNA of Dibothriocephalus latus, 669 nucleotides long. The record is from the annotation of a GenBank genome assembly. NCBI's taxonomy places the organism in Eukaryota, Metazoa, Platyhelminthes, Cestoda, Diphyllobothriidea, Diphyllobothriidae.